AUGAGUUUAGAUGAGAAUAGUGAGAUUGUGCUGCCAAUUCUUACCGACGACGGCGAGCCGCCGCCCAUACUACAAAACGAGUUUAAGGUCGACAUCAUUCCAAAAGUGCAGAUGCUCAAAAUUUGCGCGACACGCGCCUCUACUUCAACCAGCGAUCUCAUCGAACUCGGCACCGUCGACGUCAUCGACGAUUCCGAGCAACACACAUUUCUAGAAGCCGAUCAUCCCGAUAUUUAUCUAACACACGAUUCCAUUGAAAAACGCAAGUAUCACUUCUAUAUAAAAGCUCCUCCGGAGCACAUUAAAAAGAAGUCGCCGUGGCGGGGAAUGUCCAACUACUACCAGGUCGAGCAUCUGUUCACCAUUGACGUCGAGGAAAAUUCGAAAUUCGCUCGAGUCUUCAACGACGCCACGUUCCUUAACACAACAAUAAUCCAUCAAAAUGGAAUCGAGGUGACCUAUGAAUGCGAAAAUGCCAAUUCAAUUCGCUUCGCAAUCUUGCUCAAUCUCAAUAACGUCUUCAAUAGUGUCUAUGAUGCCCAUAAUCAAAAAUUUCCAUGGCUUAACACUCGCGGAAGCGCUCAGGAGUCGAUUCCAAAAGAAGUCGAUUUCGAUUUCGACGAAUUCUUCAAAUUGCACACCAAAGUUCGGAAAACUCAUUUGCAGAAUCAUCCGACGCCUAGAUACCUAUUGAAGGAAGAUCUCUUGACAUGUAAUUUAUUAAAAUACCAGCGUGAGACGAUUCGAUGGAUGAUCGCAAGAGAGGAGAAUCCCGAUAUCAAGUUUGACGACAUGUUCGAAGCCUUCGAAAUCAAAGGUCGCCGUCCAAUCUACUAUUUUCCAAGAUUCGGCGUGUUUACCAAAUCGAAAGACAUCGAUUUCAGUUUGCUGGCCGUUCAAGGCGGAAUUCUCGCCGACGAGAUGGGCCUCGGCAAGACGGUCGAGAUCAUCGGUCUAAUCGCCACCCGCCAAAUGGGCGCCGCCAUCGAAAUGGCGACGAAGCCUGACAAGAUGGGCAUCGUCAGAAACGAGCGUAUUCGAAGCGGCGGCAUCGACGAGCUCAGUCACUACAAAAGCUUCAAAGAUUAUGAACAAGCGAAAAAAAUCGACAAGUCGUUGGGCAGCGCUGUCGUCUACACCCCCCUUGAAACCGACACUCGGAAAAAGGUCGAGGAGACCCUUAUAAAGUGCAAUGGUUGUUGUACAAUGUGUGUGGCUCAAAAAUGUAACUGGAUCGACGAGUUCAACGAAAUCGGCGCGUUCCGUUGCCCGCAAUGCAUGGAACGCGUCCAGCCACUCGAGAUCAAAGCGACGAUCAUCAUCGUGCCCGAAUCCCUGGUUCAGCAAUGGUUCGACGAAAUCAGCAAGCAUUGCGACGCCGCGCUCAAAGUCAUGUAUUACUUCGGUGUCACAAAAGCUGGUUAUGUGCAUCCCUACGAGUUGGCGAAGCAGGACGUCGUGCUCACCACCUACGAGACAAUUCGCAGCGAGCUCGACUUUGCCAAUGUUGUCGAGUCCAAACGCGAAUUGCGCGGCGGCAGCCAACAAUACAAAUUCUCACCGAGCCCAUUAACCCACGUGAUCUGGUGGCGAAUGGUCGUCGACGAGUCGCAAAUCGUAGAAGGCGUCGCCCGUCGUGUGCCCCAAAUGUGCUCGAAAAUGCAAUCGAAAUUCCAUUGGUGCGUCACCGGCACGCCGCUCGUCAAAUCGUGCAGCGACAUCUACGGUCUCGUCGUUUUCCUCGAAAUAUGGCCUUAUUCCAUGGCUGACUUUUGGAACAAAUACAUCUAUCCCGAGUACCGGGCCCUAGUCAGACAUCUCAAUGAUUCUGAGGAGAUCGACAACGGCGGAACUCUAAUGAAUCUCCUGGCGCAAAUAAUGUCGAGAAACACAAAAGAGGGUGUUGAAAAAGAACUAUUCAUUCCGAAACUUGUUGAACAUGUUCGUCUAGUCAGAUUUACGGCCAUCGAAGAGCGGCAAUAUAAUGAGCAGAAGGAGCAUCUCAAGAAAAAAGUUGAGAAGCUCAUCGGGCGAAAGCCCGACAGCGUCUAUCUCAAAGAUUGUGCAAUUCAAGAGAGCGUGCUGACAGCAAUGGCGAAACUCAAAGAAUCGCUUAUCUCGUCCGGAGAGCACAUCAACUAUUGCGAUUCGACGACAACGACGACGACAGCGAGCAAGACGAGCGAGAAGAUCGUGUUCGGUCCCGAAACCGUAGUGAUGCGAUUGAUCAGCGCAAAGAAGACGCAAAUCGAGGAGAACGUGCGCAAUCUGAUGAGCUCGUUCUUCGGUCUCGCCGGCGUUUACUACGUUCUCAACAAUGCGCAGAGCACGCUGAAUGUUUUGGAUAACGCAAUCACCGAGGUUAAGCUAGUCAAUGGAGCCAAUGACACGUUCAAUGAGGCACUUCAACUGGAUGCUUCAGAAUUUAAUAACGUCAUCUCGGAAUCCGAUGGAUCUGAUUCUGAUGUGGAGAUUGACAUUGGCGCUGAGUCGAUGAAGGAGAAUAAGCUGAAGCAGAAGAUUAAAAAGGAAUCCGCCACCGUGAGAACGCUUCGACGAGAGCGAAUGCGUCGGAAACAAAAAGAGAAGGCGGCGUCGUCGCCGAGCGGCGAGCCGAGCACGAGCACUGAAAAACGGCCAGCUUCACCUUUGAGUGAUGAUUCGGAGAGCGAUGAUGAAACCAAUGUUCUGUACGAUCAGGAGAAGCGAGCGCGGCUAACUGAUGAUGAUCGGCCGGCGAGUGCGUUGGUCGAGAAGGAAGAGGAUCGAAUGGCGAGGGCGGCAAAGUUGGCCGAGAAGAAGAUGGAACGGGUGAAGAAGGAGUUGAAGAAGAACGCGUGUAAGCCGAUUCGCGUCGAUGUCCCAUUAUUGACACAUUUGACUAUGCGCCUUAAAUUCUAUACCUACAACGAGAACACGGUGGUCCGUCAAACCGCUGCCAACCUGAUGAGCAAUCUCGGAGGAAUGAAAGCAAUGAUUGAUGAGUUGUUCAAGGCGAUCUGCCGAUACUGUAGAAAUGAGAGGCGAACAUUAAAUGUGAUGGAGGUCGAGUGGAAAGAAUGGAUGGAGGAAUGGACGAAUGGAAAAAUUGAGGUGGAGCACAUCAAAAAGUACCUGGAAGACUUUAUUGAUUUACAUGACGAUCCCGAAUCACUGGAAGUCGCGAGAAGCAUUUCGACCAAUUUUGGGUUCUUUAACACAAUAUCGCAGCUCUCGAUUGUGCCAAUGUACCAGGAAUCUCGAAAACAUCUCAACGCCGACUAUCGUCUUUUUAAUAAGACCGUAUAUUGUCGUUCUUCGGACUUCACGAAACGCCGCCGGCAAUACAUUCACGAAGUCUCGACUUGUAUGGGAAAUUGUGACGGAAUACCGUUUGAGAGGGCGUAUGCUGAUGCGCAAUAUGCAACGGUUGCGACGAUGAUGAAUAGCCUUAUAGAGCAUUUCGAUGGCAUCGAGAUGCUUCGUCGGACGUUUGAAAAGAGCAUGGGCGAGCUCAUCAAAUUGUUUGUUGAGGCGCUAUCAGAUGACGCGACGAAGAAAACGCUUCGCGAUGAUUUGAUGAAAUCGCAAGCCAAUUUCUCUCUAUUUAAAGAUAUUCUUGGAUGCGAUCAUGCUCUACUCGACGUUCGCAAAAAUGAUAUUCUUUGCACUCGAUCCAUUGAGCAUGUGCAAUGCAAAUUGUGCCGUGCUGCUUAUGAUCUCGCCGCUCUUCAAUAUGAAAGCGGUUUUGGAACAUUUCACGGUGUGCCGAAAUCGAAAUCCAAAAUUCGAAAUGUGUUCUUGAUGAUUGUUCAGUAUGAAAAGAAGAAGCUCAAAUCGUCGUUGUCGAGUUCAAGUGCCGUCAAAAGCCUUCGUCACUACCUAAAGCGCCUCGGCAAGACCAUCAAGCUAUCAAGAAGCGCGUUGAUUAUUAUUCAUGAAUAUGCGAAUCGAAUUUCCGAGCUGGAGCAAUCCUACAUGCCGCUUUCAGUGGAAAUGCUCUCCUCAAUUCUCAGCACCAAAAUGAAGGUUUUCAAGAAGAACUCACCAGAGCAUGUGAAUAUUGCCAAAGCUCAUUUCCUCAACGAUAUCGAACAUUUCUCAUCGAACAACAAUCAGCUUUACGCCGAUUUGCGCUAUCUGACAUUCCUUUAUAAGCGCGAAAUCACUGGUGAAGGAGCCGACGAAGAGUGCCCGAUUUGCCGCACCGAAUUCUACAGUUUCGCCAUGUUCCCAUGUGGUCAUCGCGUUUGCGAUGGGUGUUACAAACACUUGAAACGAGUCUCCGGUUUGAAUAUUGUGCAUUGUCCAAGUUGCCGAAAAAGCGUCGGCGUCAAAUCGAUAAUGGUGGCGAUAUCGCCGAAAGACUCGGCGUCGACAUCGAUUCCGGGCGUCUCGCUUCCAGUCAAACUCGACAACACCAUACAGCUAAUCCGCGAGAUUCUCGGCGAGGAUAAACAUAAUAAGAUCAUCGUGUUCACAACUAUUGAGCCGGGAACCGCUAUAUGGAAUUUCGUAUGCCGAAUAUUCGACAAAGCUUUGCUUCCGUUUUACCCGAUGACACGAAAGGAUUAUGGCAAGAAGGUGUUCGAGUUUGAGCAUGUCAACUCGUUCCGUGUCCUGCUGGCGUCAUUCUCAACGAGCGCGAACGGUCUGAAUCUGACAAUUGCCAACAAUAUCAUCUUCCUCGAUCCAUCGCAUAUCUCAUCGGUCGUCGCUCAGGCGAUCGGCCGAAUCAAUCGAUUCGGGCAGACGAGGCCGAUGAACGUCUAUCAUAUGCUCGUUGAGAGCAGCAUCGACGAAGAGUUGAGGCUCAUCGCGACGACCGGAGACUCACGAAGACAGCGAACCGGAUGGACGCUUGGCGAGAUUCGCCAAAUGUUUGAUCUCGAGCCAGUUACCUAA
Molecule: messenger RNA, 4884 nt
Organism: Caenorhabditis bovis
Lineage: Eukaryota; Metazoa; Nematoda; Chromadorea; Rhabditida; Rhabditidae
Source: the annotation of a GenBank genome assembly